CUAUGCAUAUUGAUAUCGAUUGUGUUUAUAGUGAUCUCCCAGUUAAACAGUUAAAUGAUUGUGUUUUUCAGGGCUCUAAGUGGAACUAUGGACGUUGGAUCCAGAAAGCUGCUGCUGCUGAUCCUGUUGUUGAAUAUUACAGUUUCAGUAUCAGGUAUCCAGGACGUGAAGGUGUCGUGCCAUCCUGAGAAGAUCUGUGCUCUGAGGGAGUCAUCUGUGACCCUGACGUGCUCUUACUCAAAUAUCAUCAUCAUCACUGGCUUCUGGUUCAGCCUAAAGGACAAAGCUAAAUGGAGGAAGGAGGAACAUCCAGAGGAUUUAGCUUUAGACUCAGACUACGCAGGACGUGUGAGCUACACAGAGAUGACAAACUUCCGCUCGACUCUUACAAUAACAGACCUGAGAGAGAGAGACUCAGGGGAAUAUCGCCUCGUGUUCAUUACGGAUAAAGGAGAGAAAUAUCUGAGCUCAGCUGGAGUUACUCUAACAGUUACAGACCUGCAGGUGACCCACGACUCCACAAAACAAACUCUCACCUGCCGCACUUCCUGUCUUCUGACCUCUACUGUUCAGUAUAACUGGCACAAGAAUGGAAAAAUCUUUGAGAAAUACAGAGUCAACAUGGAAACAUUCUCUUUAACUAAUGGUGAAGAAGGCAGUUACUCCUGCUCUGUUGAAGGCUAUGGUACUAUUCUCUCUCUUCCAGUGUGUGUUGGCAGGAGCUGUUAUAGUGUGACCUACAGAGACAAAAGAGUCUGUGCUGUGGAAGGGUCUUCAGUGGAGUUUGCUGGAAGUUACUCACAUCCCAGUGAUCUGAGUGUUAGUGAAGUAUUCUGGCAUUAUUUUCAGCGUGGUAAAGACUCCAAGAACCUGAAGCAGGAAACACAGUUUACUAAUCGAGUUGAAUAUGUGAAACAAGACAAAAGCAGCACUUUGAAAAUGAAAAACCUGACAAAGAAAGACUCUGGAGAAUAUUGCCUUAGAUUCCUUAAUAAGGAUGGUGAAGGAUUCUCUGGUAGACCUGGAGUGAUUCUGAGUGUUACAGAUCUGCAGGUAAGAGCGAGUCGCUCUGCAGUGGCAUCAGAAGGACAGACUACAGUAACGCUGAGCUGCAUCACCUCCUGCACUCUGUCUAACAACCACACUUACAUGUGGUACAAGAACGGACAGCCUGUUACUGACAAACUCACCAAACGCAACAAGCUCUACCUGAACUCCAGUGAAGAUGCAGGAAACUACUCCUGUGCUGUGAGAGGACGUGGGGAUCUCCGCUCUCCUGAACUAACUGUGACAUGUGAGCCACAAAACUCAGUCAUUAUAUUAAUGUAUAGGGUUGUGAUAGCUCAGGUUCAAUCCUCAGCACUGACAGAGAGCAGCUUUUAG
Messenger RNA from Ictalurus punctatus (channel catfish), 1383 nucleotides. RefSeq names its product sialoadhesin. Bases 55 to 1383 code for a protein of 442 amino acids. The transcript is spliced from 5 exons. Lineage: Eukaryota; Metazoa; Chordata; Actinopteri; Siluriformes; Ictaluridae. The record is from RefSeq and is a predicted model, not a curated record.